GAGUCUAGAGAAGUGGGUGACCAUGUUCUCCUCAGACAGGAACUGCUUGCGCAGGGGCUCCCUGGGGAGAGACGGGGAGGCAGGCAGCCUGGGAUAUUCAGAAGAGAGGUAGUCUGAUGGGGACCUGAGGUGACAAAGGGCUUGUUGGGAGUCCCUCCCUGCCCCCAAACUCACUGCUCCUCCUCCAGGCGACGCUUGGUGCUCAUGGGCACAGCUCCUCGGAGAGGGGAGCUGGGAAGAAAAGAGAGCCAGGAGCACUCCACCCUCUUGGACCCAUCCCCAGGAUCUGCCCAACUAAGCCUGCAGCGUCAGCCAGGAGCCCCCAGCCCAACCCUGUCUCAGCUGACGCCUAAGUCACCCCCUCUCCCAGACCAUCCAGAAGCCUGCCUCGGAGUCUGUCCCGAGUCUGCAACCCUGUCUUAGCUCAUGCCCAAGCCCUGCCGAUAAACCCCACCGCGUAUCAUCCUGCAGACCAGCCCUGAGGGCCCAGCCAAAGCUCCUGGGCCGCCGGGCCAGGCCCACCCAGGGCCCCCACACACACCUCGCGUCCAGGCCUCGGGACGCCCCUGAGUCGGCCCGCGGGUCGCGCUGGGCCCGACCCUGGGGGCGUCGCUCCAGGGGUUGCUGCAAGAUCAUUGGGGUUCGGGGUCUUGCGAGCGGAGGGGUGGGAUCCAGGCGACAGAGGCGGAGCCUCCGAGGGCGUGGCUCAACGCGUGGGGCGUGGCUUUAGGCGCGCGCGCGGGGCCAGGUUCCGCGCAGGCGCGGAAGACGGACGGCACGCGACUGGAAGGCGGGUCGGUUCAGCGUGGUAGGGGAGGGGAGGAGAGGUAGAGGAGGGGACCUGGGGUAGUGGCGUAGUGGCGUUGAGGAGGGCGCCACUUAGUGUUGGGACCUUCUCGGCGGUCACCUUCGCUCCUGGGACUCGGGUUACGCGGCGGCCGCCUUCACGCCGGCCCCGCCAGCGGUGUUCGGUAGGUGACGCGCCGCGAAAGGGAGGCGCUCGCCGGCACUUCCGGUCUCGUGAGGCUUCGUCGCGCGCGGAGCACUCUGGGACUUCUAUUUCUCGAUAUGGAGCGAGCCAUGCCGCAAGCGGUGCCUCUGGGUCAGAUGGAAGUAUUUCAGGCCCUGCAGCGGCUGCACAUGAUCAUUUUUUCCCAGAAUGUCUCACCCUGUGGGAAGUUCCUGGCAGCUGGCAACAAUUAUGGGCAGAUAGCCAUCUUUAGCUUGUCUGCUGCUUUGAGCUCUGAGGCCAAAGAGGAAAGUAAGAAGCCUAUGGUGACCUUCCAAGCCCACGAUGGACCCGUCUACAGCAUGGUCUCCACUGAUCGACAUCUGCUCAGUGCUGGGGAUGGGGAGGUGAAGGCCUGGCUUUGGGCAGAGAUCCUUAAGAAGGGCUGUAAGGAGCUGUGGCGUCGUCAGCCCCCAUACAGGACCAGUCUGGAAGUACCUGAGAUCAAUGCUUUGCUUCUCGUCCCCAAGGAGAAUUCCCUCAUCCUGGCGGGGGGAGACUGUCAGCUGCAUACGAUGGACCUUGAGACGGGGACCUUCACACGGGCCCUCUGGGGCCACACGGACUACAUCCACUGCCUGGCACUGCGGGAGCGGAGCCCCGAGGUGCUGUCAGGUGGCGAGGAUGGGGCCGUGCGGCUUUGGGACCUCCGCACGGCCAAGGAGGUCCAGACAAUUGAGGUCUACAAGCAUGAGGAGUGCUCGAGGCCCCACAAUGGGCGCUGGAUUGGAUGUUUGGCAACUGACUCCGACUGGAUGGUCUGUGGAGGUGGCCCAGCACUAACCCUCUGGCACCUUCGAUCCUCCACACCCACCACCGUCUUCCCCAUGCGGGCACCACAGAAGCACGUUACCUUCUACCAGGACUUGAUUCUAUCAGCUGGACAGGGUCGCUGUGUCAAUCAGUGGCAGCUGAGCGGGGAGCUCAAGGCCCAGGUGCCUGGCUCCUCCCCAGGGCUGCUAAGCCUCAGCCUCAACCAGCAACCAGCAGCCCCUGAGUGCAAGGUCCUGACAGCCGCAGGCAACAGCUGCAGGGUGGAUGUCUUCACCAAUCUGGGCUACCGAGCUUUCUCCCUGUCCUUCUGACCUCCAGCAACACCCGCACCUCCAUCUCAGGGGUUUGGAGUGGUUUGUUUUUUUCUUUUUAUUAUACUAAUAAAAUUUUGGGCUUUUUUUUAA
Molecule: messenger RNA, 2187 nt
Organism: Mesoplodon densirostris (Blainville's beaked whale)
Lineage: Eukaryota; Metazoa; Chordata; Mammalia; Artiodactyla; Ziphiidae
Gene: THOC6
Product: THO complex subunit 6
Exons: 13
Coding region: 1069-2094 (341 amino acids)
Biological process (GO): mRNA export from nucleus
Cellular component (GO): transcription export complex; THO complex
Molecular function (GO): protein binding
Source: RefSeq, a predicted model, not a curated record